AUGGCCAUCACAAGACUGUGGUUCUUCACCCUCAAGCCAGACAGCUCGGCCCGCGACCCGGCCUUCCUGUCCCUGUGGGCCAACAUCCUCGAGCUGUGCGCCAUCCACCACUUCCUCUUCCAGUCCAGCCAGGACGAGCGCCUGCUGGUGCUCAUCUCCACCUACCCCUCCAUGGCCCUGUGCAGGCAGGCCGACGUCGCAUACUCCAAGCGCCACAAGGACGAGGUCCUGCGCCACGUCUCGCACCGCGCCCUGAGGCAGAUGGACAUCGAGGAUGCGGAGGUCGUACCGGCACUGCUUGAGUCGCGGUCCGGGGGCAAGGGCGGGGAGGUGAGCGUGACCGUGUCGAAGAGGGACCCCCUUAAGCUGGAGCUCGUUGAGUCGAGGUCGAGUGGCGGGAGCCGCGCGCCCGUGCCGCCCCCCACGCAGGAGAUCAGCGGGCCGGACUCGUCUGAGAUUCCUCUCAUACCGGGGGUUGACUUCUCGGACGUCCUGGAGGCGCAGAGGAGUGAGGGGAAAAGGUGGAUAAGCAUAUCAAGGGGGAAGUCGGAUCAUCAAGUAGAGGAUGAGGAGGUCUUCCGUUUGAAGCAGCUCUUGGCUCGGUGA
Diaporthe citri is the source of this 606-nucleotide messenger RNA. RefSeq lists its product as uncharacterized. The coding region runs from base 1 to 606 and encodes 201 amino acids. Lineage: Eukaryota; Fungi; Ascomycota; Sordariomycetes; Diaporthales; Diaporthaceae. The record is from RefSeq and is a predicted model, not a curated record. The transcript is spliced from 2 exons.